AUGAAAUCGCCACUACCACAAGCAAUUGCGUAUGCAGCCGUACAGGCAUAUUUCCAGCUUAGUUCUGCAACACAAUGGUGUCAGCAAAUUGAAGACUUCGAUCUUGUUCUAUUAUAUGAUCGAAUAGUCAAUAUGUUCGAAGGCGAUAGUACUAACAAGCAAUGGGCGCAAGAAACACUCGACCAUUGGAAGUUAGAGACUCCUGGACUCCUGCGGCGUGGGCGCUCCAAGGCUAGAAUAGAUGCAGGACUUCAUGCAUUUGAAAGCGAGGAUGACAUGGAUGAUUUUUUGAAUCUGAUGAGCGCUUUCCUGAUAGUGGAGAACAGGGCUCACAAGAUAGGACUGAGAACAGCGGCAAUGCAGGGAACUGUCACAACCCCUUAA
This is a messenger RNA of Suillus fuscotomentosus, 384 nucleotides long. RefSeq lists its product as uncharacterized. The transcript is spliced from 3 exons. NCBI's taxonomy places the organism in Eukaryota, Fungi, Basidiomycota, Agaricomycetes, Boletales, Suillaceae. The record is from RefSeq and is a predicted model, not a curated record. The coding region runs from base 1 to 384 and encodes 127 amino acids.